Messenger RNA from Lemur catta (Ring-tailed lemur), 4508 nucleotides. RefSeq names its product progestin and adipoQ receptor family member 8 (gene PAQR8). The record is from RefSeq and is a predicted model, not a curated record. Lineage: Eukaryota; Metazoa; Chordata; Mammalia; Primates; Lemuridae. Gene Ontology annotation, biological process: response to steroid hormone. Gene Ontology annotation, molecular function: steroid binding; nuclear steroid receptor activity. Gene Ontology annotation, cellular component: plasma membrane. Bases 122 to 1186 code for a protein of 354 amino acids. The transcript is spliced from 2 exons.
GCAGUCCCCGCGGGAAGCUCGCGGCCGGGAACCCGAGCCGGAGCGCGGGCUGGGCCGGGCCGGGCCGGGCUGCGCGCACGGGCUCGGCUGCCGCCCCUGCCGGUUGCACCCCGGGCCAGCCAUGACCACCGCCAUCCUGGAGCGCCUGAGCACCCUGUCGGUCAGCGGGCAGCAGCUGCGCCGCCUGCCCAAGAUCCUGGAGGACGGGCUGCCCAAGAUGCCGUGCACCGUCCCGGAGAGCGACGUGCCGCAGCUGUUCCGCGAGCCGUACAUCCGCGCCGGCUACCGCCCCACCGGGCACGAGUGGCGCUACUACUUCUUCAGCCUCUUUCAGAAGCACAACGAGGUGGUCAACGUCUGGACCCACUUGCUGGCGGCCCUGGCCGUGCUGCUGCGGUUCUGGGCCUUCGCCGAGACCCAGGCCCUGCCGUGGGCCUCUCCGCACGCCCUGCCGCUGCUGCUCUUCAUCCUGUCCUCCAUCGCGUACCUCACCUGCAGCCUGCUGGCCCACCUGCUGCAGUCCAAGUCCGAGCUCUCCCACUACACCUUCUACUUUGUGGACUACGUUGGCGUGAGCGUUUACCAGUAUGGCAGUGCCCUGGCCCACUUCUUCUACAGCUCGGACCAGGCCUGGUACGAGCGGUUCUGGCUCUUCUUCCUGCCCGCGGCCGCCUUCUGCGGCUGGCUGUCCUGCGCGGGCUGUUGCUACGCCAAGUACCGUUACCGCAGGCCCUACCCGGUCAUGAGGAAGAUCUGCCAAGUGGUGCCGGCAGGGCUGGCCUUCGUUCUGGACAUCAGCCCUGUGGCACACCGCGUGGCCCUCUGCCACCUGGCUGGCUGCCAGGAGCAGGCCGCCUGGUACCACACCCUGCAGAUCCUCUUCUUCCUGGUCAGCGCCUACUUCUUCUCCUGCCCGGUGCCUGAGAAGUACUUCCCGGGUUCCUGCGACAUCGUGGGCCACGGGCAUCAGAUCUUCCAUGCUUUUCUGUCUGUCUGCACGCUCUCCCAGCUGGAGGCCAUCCUCCUGGACUACCAGGCCCGGCGGGAGAUCUUCCUGCAGCGCCACGGGCCCCUGUCCGUCUACACGGCCUGCCUCUCCUUCUUCUUCUUGGCCGCCUGCAGUGCUGCCACCGCAGCACUCCUGAGGCACAAAGUCAAGGCCAGACUGACCAAGAAGGAUUCCUGAAGCUGGCUUGGUGGGGCAAGGUGUGAAGGCAGCCCGUAGUGAUUUGCAGAAAACUUGCUACCAUAGAAGUUGACUUUUUAUUUUUAAGGGUUGGCUUUUAAAUUAACAUAUAUUUCUAAGGAUGUGCUAUAGCCACAGCAUUUGAGAGCCAAAGGAUUCAAGAGUUUUGUUGUUGUCAAUAAAAGGAGUUUUCCUUUUCCUUUUGGGUCAUAGCCUUACACGGCACAGGCAGGGAAGGGAUCUUGGCUAAGAUUCACGGGACACUGAAUUAAGGAGAACCAUCAUCAUGCCUGAAAAUUUAGCAGAAUUCUGACUGUGGCCUCCAGGGGCAAGUCCUAGAGCUGAAUGAAUAAUAAAAUUAGACUGGCAAGUAAAUAGGUGGCUGGUCCUCGCCCUACUGGAAUGGCCAUCCUACUGUGCUGGUCUUUGGUAAUUGAGUAAAUUGAGCUGAGGACCUAUUUCAUUUGGAUUUCAGAUUGUCUGGGGUGGGAAAGUCAGAAUCUUCAAGAUGAUUCAGUGAGACCCUUAGACAUAACUUAGUUCCUCUGAUUCCUGUCCCUCCUCUCUCAUCCACUGCAAUACUGACCCUUUACUCAGGAUGACUGUCUUCCUGGCUGUUUUCCCUGAAGUGCUGUUCACUCCCAUCCCUACCUUGCAUGGUAAUACCAAGGACUAGGAAGCAGUUACACUUCUAGGAAAUGCUUGGAUUCAUGUAGACAUUCAGGAAGCGUAUCAUCAUAUAUUAACGUAAACGGUACUAGAAAGUACAGUGCCAAGAGCCACUUGGAGGCCCAGCCAACAAGCAUGGAUACUGUUUGGUGUCAUGGGACCCUUCUGUUUUAUACCUGUGGACUGCAGGAUUACUUGAGAGCUAGUAGGGCUGCCUUAUAGGCCGAGAGAUCUGGAGAUUGCUCCAGGGAAUCAUCUCCAGAUUUUACCAGCGUGUUUAAAAAGCCCUCGGUAGGGUGAUUGGUCCUAAGGGUCCCUCUAGAGAUCUAAUUAUUUUAAGAGGAACCCAAGGUCCAGUCUCCUAUAUAGGUGCUGCCUCAUGAAGGACCCACAUAACUAUCCCAGUUCAGGGUCCUCAGGCAGACAGUUCUGCCUCAGCUAAGAGCAGAACCCUUAAACAUAAUCAAGUCCCAAGACAGGCAAGCAUGUGUGCUCACUGUGGAGUGGUCCCUGAAGCCUCCUGUGGGUGAGAGUGUGUGAACCAGGCUCCCUGUAGCUGGAAUGCUCUGGAACAUGGCGGCCCAGCAGCUCCUGUGGGAUAGGUGGUGCUUCGGUUGAUGCAUUCUGGCCACGCAGCCCUCUCUGAGGAUCGACUUCCGCACUGAUCCAGUGAAGGAGGCUGCGGCCAAGGAAGGGCUGUGACGUCCUCUCCUCAGAGGCUACCAUUCUUAUCAGUAUAAGUUCCCUUGUUUACUAAAAGGGGAAAUUGUUUUAACUCCAGUUAAAUGAACCUCUUCUGUUAUUAGGUUACUUUGUUGUCUUCAAGUCGUUUUUCCUUUCUCUGAGAGAUUUGUGGGGUUUGUGCCUUAUAAAUGGAAAUGUAUAAAUACUUAAUGUAUGCCUAUAUGUAGAAUUUUCUGUUUUGAGUUAUUGGGGUAAGAAAAAAAGAAUUCAUUGCUUUCCAACCAGUGAAUGAAAGAAACUUCAGAGAGCUAGAGUUGCUUACCAAUCAAAAGACUUUUUCAGUCUAAGUAUUUUGGCCACAAAGAAAAAAAAAAAGUAUGUUGGCCACAAAGAAAAAAAAAAAGUAUGUUCAACUGAAGCUUUCCUAUAAUCUUUAUAUCAAGAAAGCAGGUGUCUUGUCAGCUACAUUGUUUUCCUAGAUGGAUUUCUCCUGUUUAUCCUCAAAUAUCUGAACUUCUGUGCUACCCAAGUGUCUUAACACAAGCUUCUGGUGUCUAGGCCAAAUUCACAGCAAAUAAAGUCGGCAAAACUGGGAACAGAGUUGAACUGAACAAGGGGAUGGGGGAGUUGUGCAAAUACUUUGCAAGUAGAGAGUCAAUUUAAAACAGGGACUAGAAAGUGAAAUUUUGUUAUUAUGGAUUCGAAGACUAUAUCUUUUAAAAGUUGGAAGAAGUGAGGGAAGAGGGCAAAAGAAAGGAAGGUAUAAAUGAAGAUCUUGAAUAUAACUGGUGGUAUUGUGGGUAGAGAUCUUUAGGUCAAAUGCAAGUAUUUUUAAACAGAGAGAACAGGAGGUAGAGCAGUGACCCUCAAAUGCAUGCACAGAGCUAUCCCAGUCUGCACACUGUUAAUGGCCUGUAACAUAGAGAAAGAGGCACCAAACUUAGAUAUUGCCGUACGGUUUUUAUUUUAACUUUAUAUAAGUAUUGGGCCCUCAAGUGAUUGGAAAUUAACAAUAAACAGGAAACAGUUUUUUUUAUAAGUGAUAUUUGAGAGGCAUUGAGGUAGUGGACUAUGAUAUGCUCUUGAAAUGCCAGUAUCUAAUUAGAAAUAUAUAAACACAGGAAAUGCAGAUGUUUUUAACUACUCAGACUUUUGAGAGGUUAAAUACUCCUUUUAGAACACUUUCAUGAAAAUGUCUGUAUCAGUAAGGAGCAGAUCUAGUUUGUUUAGGGGAAUAAUUAAGAAUUUUAUAAAGGAGACGGCCGUCUUACUCUACAAUAGCCCCUCCAGCAGUAGAUAUCUACUGGAAGUGCUGCUGAUUCUCUCUCUGUCUCUUAACUACAACUUUCAAUGUAUUAAAAUAUAAAUAGAAAAAUACUAAACUGUCAGUCAUUUACAUCUGUUUGUGAAUGAAAAUCCUGAUGGGUUUGUAUGAGGGCUCUACCCAGUGCAGGGAGAGGCGAUAGCAGGACACAGCAAAGUGGGGACACAUUUGCCUGUUUCCCGCUUGACUAGUUAGUUCUUCCUGACGUGUAUUUACUGACCAGUUAAUGUUAAUACUCUUAAGAUGUUAGGGUUUCAUUUCUAAUUUCGGCUGAAAGUACUUCGCUCAGUAACAAUAUUCUCAAGUGUCUUCUCCUAGAAGCUUGAAAGAAUUAGUAGGAGUUUGGGGCCCUGGAAGGAAGGUAGUUUAUUCCUGCCUCUGUUGCCUACUACCUGUUCACAAAUUGUACCCUAAUGCGUGAAAACUUUAGGUUCUUCUGUUGCUGCACUGUAGUUCCAAAUGGAUCCUCCAGAUGGCGAUCAUGCUUUACUCAGAGAGGGCACAGCCACUGUCCCCAAGGCUUGCCCCUACUAAUUCUAUUGGUCAUGUGUUUUGUUUGAUUGCUUGGCAAAGAAAAAAAUGGAACUAGUUUAUGUCUAUAUAAAUCUACUUACAUGAAUAACCAUUAAAUGGAUUUUGUAUAUG